Molecule: messenger RNA, 987 nt
Organism: Parnassius apollo (apollo)
Lineage: Eukaryota; Metazoa; Arthropoda; Insecta; Lepidoptera; Papilionidae
Source: the annotation of a GenBank genome assembly
AUGCGUGCGCAGGCGGGGCCGGCGGGCGCGGCGCGCGUGCUGUGGCGCGCGUGGUGUGCGUCGGCGCGGCGCCGCUACCUGCUGGGGCUGUGGGUGCGGCUGCCAGCGCGCCACCUGUCGCCGGCGUGCGGCGCGUGGCCGGCGUGCCCGGCGCCGCGCCUGCUGGGCCGCGCGGACGCCGCGCUGCGCCGCCUGCACCACCGCUGGCGCUGCCGCCUCUACCGCGCCGCCUUCGACCAGACGGCACGCAACCGCAUGCGCGAGAAGGUCACCGCGAGUGUGCUCUUCAGGGAUCGCAAGGCGACGUACGCGCGCAGCGUGGCGCACCCGUUCGUGGGCGACUACGUGCGGCUGCGUGCGUCAGCGGCGUGGCGGCGCGGCGCGGGCGCGGCGGGCGACCGCUACGUGGUGUUUGCGGACGCCGUAGGCAAGGUGGCGCGCUCCAGCGGCCGCACGGCGCGCUGCCUCUGCGUGCUCAGCACGGCCGCGCUGCUGCUGCUGGACGCGCGCUCGCUGCGCCUCAAGCGCCGCGUGCCCGCGCACUGCGUCUACCGCCUCUCGCUCUCGCCCUACCACGACGACCUGCUCGUCGUGCACGUGCGCGCGUGCGCCGGGCUGGAGAGCUCAACGGAAGAACUAUCGCAGUGCUCGUCACGCGAUGCAGUCGAUGCGCCUGGUUGUCUUUUUGGGCAAUUCUGCCGCUUGGGGCCUGCAGCGGCUACUCACACUGGCGACGCGCAGGGCGAGUCGGCGCGGCGGCGCGGUGACCUGGUGCUGCGCACGUGCCACGUGCUAGAGCUCGCCACCAAGCUGUUCCUCGUUGUGCAGAACGCCGUGGGCGCACCGCCACACGUCAACAUUGCCACGCAAUUUGAGGCGAAUUUUGGGCAGCAGAUCGUAACGAUCUCUUUCCACGCGCUGGGCGGUAGCGAGGCUGGUGGGGCCCGGCUGCUGCGGCGCGGCAGCCGGAUGGACGUGCUGCUGUGA